UUCUGCUACAAACUUCUUCGCAAACUUCCCCUCGCUUGGCCCGAAUUGCGGCCGCGAUGUCCUCGGUGCAGGUGCUUUACCCUCCCAACGUGCACCGCUGCAGCAUGCUCAGCUCGGCGGCGUUCCCCAAAGACGAGCCGGCGCAGGGGAAGGCGACGUUGGAGACGCGCUACCGCUUGGGAGCGUUGAUUGGGAGCGGCGGUUUCGGCACCGUCUACGCGGGGACCCGGCUCAGCGAUUCUCUCCCGGUGGCCAUCAAAUAUGUUGCCAAAGACAGAGUCUUGCAAUUCCAACACAUGAACGGCACCCUGGUCCCGCUGGAAGUCGUGCUGCUGAAGAAGGUGUCUUCGCCGGGCUGCCGAGGCGUCAUCCGCCUCCUGGAUUGGUUUGAGCAGCCCGACGCGUACUUCAUUGUGAUGGAGCGCCCCCUCGUCUCCCAGGACCUGUUUGACGUCAUCACCGACAGGGGCCCACUCCCCGAAAGCCUGGCCGCCGGCUACUUCCGGCAAGUGGUGGAGGCGGUGCGCCACUGCCACCUCUGCGGUGUUUUGCACCGAGACAUCAAGGACGAGAACAUUCUGGUCGACCUCCUGCAAGGAGACCUAAAGCUCAUAGACUUUGGCUCGGGGGCGUUGCUUCGGGAUGCUCCUUAUACAGAUUUCGAUGGCACCCGGGUAUACAGCCCACCUGAGUGGAUAAAAUACCACCGGUACCACGGCGUGUCUGCCACUGUGUGGUCCUUGGGAGUGCUGCUCUAUGACAUGGUGUGCGGGGACAUCCCUUUCGAGCGCGACGAAGAUAUCCUCCUUGGGAAACUCCACUACCACUGCAGGGUAUCCUCAGACUGCCGUCACCUGAUUGAGUGGUGCCUCUCGCUGGCCCCAGAGAACCGGCCUUCGCUGGAGCAGAUCUUGGCCCAUCCUUGGCUCCUUGCCUUCUUGGAGCAAGGCGGACGCAAAGCCCAGCAGCCCACUGUCCCCAAAGCUGGCACGAGCCUGUGACUCUGGUGGCCUCCGGACAGCAGUACUGGGGUGGGCCAUUGCAGAAGGGACGGACGUAGCACGGUUUCUCCUGCGACGGCGGGCUGACGUACUCAUUGCCUUGUUAUUCCUGCUGAUAGCUGAGUUCCUGCCCCUGGGUGGGGCGACACGACACCCCAGGUCUGUGGCAGGGACGCUGCCCACCCCAACUAGACAAGGGGGUCUGGCGUGCAGCCCCUGACCCCCCCAAGACAAAAGAGACCAAUGAGCACUGCUCUGUUUACACAAGGACUGUCCCCGUUCCCCAGCGAGGGCUGCAGAAGACUGGCAGCGAGUGAACAGUGUUUAAAGCCAUCUGUGCUGGCUUCCUCUUGUUACGCCUUUGUCAGUAUUGGGAGUUUGGUGGACCUCUGGACCGACCUUCAGGCACCAGGACUGGAUCGGCGUUUCGAUGUGACGCGGGUGCAAGGGGUUGUUUCUUCUGGUGGUCAGCUUCUUAUUUAUUUGGCGUGACGUUCCUUUGGUGGGGAGCCCCCCCCCUCCGGGUCCUUCCUGCUCCUGUUGUUGUUUUUUUUGCUAAGCCAUCAUCUACCUGCUGUGGUUUUUUGGGCAUAGAAACACUUUCUCCGGCCCAGCCGGGAAGUGACAUGGUUAUUGUGAACAGCCCCAUGCUUCCAUUCCUGUCCAGCCAUUCCAAGUCUGAAUCCAGUUUCCUCUAGUGCCUUGACUUGAUGGGCGUGUGUGUGUGUGUGUUUUACCCCCUCUUCCUUUCACUUGGGUGAAGUUAAAGGAGUGGCGGGGGGAAAGCGGGCCCCACUUAACCUCAUCAAUAAGUGAAAACGAGAGAAAAAAAUAAAUCCAUGAGUUGCUGGGUUUCUUUGUCAGAGUUGAUCAAAACCCCUGGUGCCAGCUCUGUCCCGUACAAAUGAGGACCUGGAGUUGUGUUUGCCGCUUUGAAUUUGAAAGGCAAAUCAAAGGAAGAUUUUGAAACUUCGGAAAGCACUGGUGCUAGGUAUUUUGGCCCUGCCAGCCAGCCAACCACUGGCAGCUUGAAGAACUUUCUGUUUCUGUCUUGCCAACUUGAAGCUCACAGUGCAAGAAGGGUUAGCCUACUUGGUGCCCACCAGAUUUGGAAGUUGCUGUUAAGGCUCCCAACUCCCAGCAGCCCCAACUUGCAGGACUGAUGGUCGGGGGAUAGCGGUGGGAACUGCUAGUCUAAAUGUCUGGUGGGCACCAAGUUGGCUAUUCCUGCUGACUACUUUUCUCACCAGUUUCCAUCUGUCAGCUCCUCCUCGCGGGAGAUCUUGAAGUUUGGUCUGUGCUUGUGGAUGCUGCAGAGUAUUGUUUUUUCUCCCCCCCCCUCCCCCAGUGGCUCUGAUCCCAGCCCACCCAAGUGGUAGCCUGUAAAUGUGAGGCCUUUAUUAGCACAGAAGCAGGUCCGAUGGUGCCACAGAUAUUUUUCUAAAGCUGAAAAAAAUCCUCUUUCAGCCACAGGUUGAGUAUCUCCCCACCUUCGUUUGUGUGUGUGCGUGCUUUAGAAUCUGAGAGAACAACAGGAGCCUAUAGCAUUGGCUGAUUCUUGGAGGUAUGUUUCCCUUGGGGCAUCUGAAAUAAUUAGGUCCAAUGCCUUCUUGUCUUUUUAAUGGGAGGUGGUUCUUCAAAAGAGUGCUGGCAGGGCCUUCGCCAGCUCCUUGCAUUGGCCCCAGAGAGGGUCUGGGAUAUGUAUUUUUAAGGAUAGCUAGUGGGCCCCAGCCUCUGGCAGAUUAAAGCCUGAGUGGUGGAACAAUGCCCUUCUCUUAGCCCAAGUCUCCUCCGAUCACUGUAGAAUUUUAUUUAUGUCAAAUCACAGGAGGAGAGGCAGAUAUUAGCGCCAGGGGCCAUUAAAUCUGACAGUAGCGAAUCGACUUCACACUGUACAUUUCAAGCACCGUGAUACGCUUUUAAACAUUCGUGGCUUUUUCCAGAGAAUCCUGUGGGCUGCAGUUUGUUAAGGGUGCUGAGAGUUGUUAGGAGACCACCUCCAAUUCCCCUACAGUUCCCAGAGUUUCCUGUGGAGAGGAAUUUAAUCUCUGUGAAGGGACUAGUGGUUUCUUGACAACUCAGCGCCCCACA
This is a messenger RNA of Lacerta agilis (Sand lizard), 3092 nucleotides long. RefSeq names its product serine/threonine-protein kinase pim-3-like. Bases 57 to 1001 code for a protein of 314 amino acids. Gene Ontology annotation, cellular component: cytoplasm. The transcript has 6 exons. Gene Ontology annotation, biological process: regulation of mitotic cell cycle; protein autophosphorylation; negative regulation of apoptotic process. Gene Ontology annotation, molecular function: protein serine/threonine kinase activity; ATP binding. The record is from RefSeq and is a predicted model, not a curated record. NCBI's taxonomy places the organism in Eukaryota, Metazoa, Chordata, Lepidosauria, Squamata, Lacertidae.